AUGGGUUUAGGGUUUAGAGCUCCACCCACACAUUUUGACACUGCUUCUCUCAAUAGGAGCAGUUUUCCAGAAGGGUUCGUAUUUGGUGCAGAUUCUGGAUCUUACCAAUAUGAAGGUGCUGCAAAAGAAGGUGGUAGAGGACCAAGCAUUUGGGAUACCUUCACCCACAAAUAUCCAGAAAAGAUUAACGAUAGCAGCAAUGGAGAUAUCACUGUUGAUCAAUAUCACCGAUAUAAGGAAGAUGUGGGGAUUAUGAAGAAUAUGGGGUGGGAUGCUUAUCAAUUCUCUAUCUCAUGGUCAAGAUUGUUACCAAAUGGAAAAUUAAGUGGAGGAGUAAACAAGGAAGGAAUCAAAUAUUACAACAAUCUCAUCAAUGAGCUCUUACGCAAUGGUAUAACGCCAUUUGUGACUCUCUUCCAUUGGAAUUUUCUCCAAACUUUGGAAGACGAAUAUGGUGGUUUCUUAAGCCCUUAUAUUGUCAAUCAUUUUCAAGAUUACGCAGAACUUUGUUAUAAGGAAUUUGGUGAUCGAGUAAAGCAUUGGAGCACACUGAAUGAGCCGUAUACCUUCAGUAACUAUGGUUAUGCAACUGGGUUGGCUGAGCCAUUGACAAGUGGUGACUAUCCGCAAAGCAUGCGAUCUCUUGUCGGAAACCUAUUACCAAAAUUCACGAAAGAACAAGCCAAGUUGCUUAUUGGUUCAUUUGAUUUUCUUGGACUAAAUUACUAUGCUGGUUACUAUGCAAGCGAUGCACCUCAAAAUAACUCUAUAUACGCAAGCUACACAACAGAUGCCGGCGUUAAUCUUUCAUCUAAGCGUGAUGGAGUCCCCAUCAGUUCAAAGGGUGCUUUGGAAAGGUUAAAUGUUUAUCCACGAGGAAUUCAAGAUCUUUUACUCUACACAAAGAAAAAGUAUCACAAUCCAAUCAUUUACAUUACUUAA
Prunus armeniaca (apricot) is the source of this 942-nucleotide messenger RNA. The record is from the annotation of a GenBank genome assembly. Lineage: Eukaryota; Viridiplantae; Streptophyta; Magnoliopsida; Rosales; Rosaceae.